CCCUGCCCCAAAUUACAGGCCUGCAACCAUUUCAACACAUAUAUCUGCUCUGGUGGAUUACCUGGAGCACUGUCCCCGGCUGGGGACUGUUAAACUGAACCCGGUAAACACUCCCUGGGAGCUGGGAAAGGCUGUGUUUGGUCUGCUUGAGGACAAGUCUCGGUGUUUUCGGCAUGCCUCUGCACAGUAUUUGGCCUUUGCAUAGGAUGUUUUGUCAGGACUGAGGAAAAGGUGGCACAAUGGGCAACGAGGACUGCCUCGAGGAUGUGUUUGUUGCUGUCAUUCGCCCGAAGAGUCAAGUCAGCCUGAGCUCAAAGGAAUACAGAGCCAAAGCCUAUGAGAUCCUGUUGAUAGAAGUGCCUUUGGAAGGGAAGGAGAAGAAAAGAAAAAAAGUCCUACUGGCGACAAAAAUCCAAUCAGGAGGAGACAAAUCCAAGUCCAUAUUGGAUUAUGUUGACGAAACAAUCAAACCGAUAUCCAAUAAUCAAGGCUUCAUAGGAAAGCGAGUGGUGCACAUGAAGAAAUUUCCCCUCGAUGGAGACAAUGAAGGAAAAGAGGCCUCACUUUUUGUUGUGCCGGUCAGUGUUAAAGACAACAGCAAGCCUGUCUACAGCGCUGGGAGCCCCAGCUUCUACUGUUUCCAGGACAUCAUGCGGGUGUGCAGUGAGACCAGCGUUCACUUCUGCUCCAUCACCUCCAAGAUGCUCCUGGCCUUAGACAAAUGGUUAGCAGAGCAACACACCGUUCCUCAUGCCAUCCCCGCUCUGUUCAGGCCAGCACCCGUAGAGCGUGUGAAGACCAACGUCAGCAACCCCGCCUACAGCAGCGAGGGCAAACUGAGUGACGAGGGUCUGCACAUGGGUUACACUGCCCUGGAGAUCAAGAGCAAGAUGAUGUCCCUGGAGAAGGCAGACAUGUGCAUCCUCAACCCACUCUACGGCUCCGAUCUGCAGUACACCAACCGGGUGGACAAAGUUAUCAUCAACCCAUACUUUGGCCUCGGAGCCCCAGACUACUCUAAGAUCCAGAUCCCCAAGAGGGAAAAGUGGCAACAUGGCCCCAACUGUGUGACAGAAGACAAGGAGCGGCAGUGGGUGGACGACUUUCCUCUCCAUCGUAGUGCCUGUGAAGGAGACACAGAGCUGCUCUCGAAGCUUCUGGACAGUGGUUUCUCAGUCAAGCAGCUGGACAGUGACCACUGGGCUCCUAUUCACUAUGCCUGCUGGCACGGUAAAGUCGAGGCAACCAAGCUUCUCCUGGAGAAAGGUAACUGUAAUCCGAACCUGCUGAAUGGUCAGCUCAGCUCCCCUCUGCACUUUGCAGCCAGAGGAGGCCACGCAGAGAUAGUGCAACUCCUGCUGCAGCAUCCUGAGAUCGACCGGCACAUAGAGGACCAGCAGAAGAGAUCACCUCUACAAGUGUGUGAGGAGAACAAACAGAAUGAAUGGGAGGAGACGGUGAAGCUUCUGCAGCAAGCCAGCAGCAAACCUUAUGAGAAGGUGCGUAUCUACCGUAUGGAUGGCUCAUAUCGCUCUGUGGAGCUAAAGCAUGGCAACAAUACGACUGUACAGCAGAUCAUGGAGGGCAUGCGUCUUUCUCAGGACACCCAGCAGUAUUUUACCAUCUGGAUCUGCUCCGAGAACCUCCACCUGCAGCUGAAGCCGUACCAUAAGCCCCUACAGCACCUGCGGAUCUGGACUGAAAUUGUGACAGACCUGACAGUGCUGGAUCCUCAAAGGGAGACACCUCAGCUCUUUCUCCGCAGGGAUGUCCGGCUGCCUCUUGAAAUUGAGAAAAAGGUGGAGGAUCCGCUGGCCAUCCUCAUCCUGUUUGACGAGGCGCGUCACUGCCUCCUGAAGGGCUUCUUUCCUGCUCCCGACAGCAAGCUGAUCACUCUGGCCAGCCUCCUCCUGCAGAUCAUCUACGGCAACUAUGAGAGCAAGAAGCACAAGCAAGGGUUCCUCAAUGAGGAAAACCUGAAAUCUAUUGUGCCGAUAUCAAAGGUGAAAAGCAAAGCGUACCACUGGACCAACAGGAUUCUUCAUGAGUACAAAGCCCUGAGCACGAGCGAGGGGGUGAGCAAGGAGAUGCACCACCUGCAGCGACUCUUCCUGCAGAACUGCUGGGACAUCCCAACCUACGGAGCAGCUUUCUUUACAGGCCAGGUCUACACCAAGGCCAGCGCCAGCAACCACAAAGUCAUCCGUGUCUACGUUGGCGUCAACACAAAGGGGCUGCACCUCAUGAACAUGGAGACCAAGGUCCUUCUCAUCAGUUUAGAGUAUGGCACAUUCAUGUGGCAGCUUGGACAUGCUGACCAGUACUUCCAGAUACACAGCGGUGACAACAAAAUGAACUUCAUUGUGCACACAAAACAGGCCGGCCUUAUUGUGAAGCUUUUAAUGAAGCUGAGUGGACAGAUGAAUCCAAAUGAUAAAGCCAUAACAGACAAAUAUGCCUAUGGCUGAAACCUGUUGAACGCAGCACAGGUUCUUCUUGCUGACUUUCAUCGACUGCAAUAAAUGUGGAUGGAGAGCAAAGUCAGUCUCUCCACAAACGCCUUUUGUAUAUUAGGCUUACCAACCAUCUUUCACAACUUCACUUGGUAUAUUUUUGACAGGUCAUAUAUUUUCAUUGCAUGUAAAUAUUUUUAGUAUUUAAUGUUUUGUUUUAAUAAACUGAUUGACGUAUG
Messenger RNA from Toxotes jaculatrix (banded archerfish), 2692 nucleotides. RefSeq names its product KRIT1 ankyrin repeat containing (gene krit1). Lineage: Eukaryota; Metazoa; Chordata; Actinopteri; Toxotidae. Bases 240 to 2468 code for a protein of 742 amino acids. Gene Ontology annotation, cellular component: cytoskeleton; plasma membrane. Gene Ontology annotation, biological process: regulation of establishment of cell polarity; cell redox homeostasis; negative regulation of angiogenesis. Gene Ontology annotation, molecular function: protein binding. The transcript is spliced from 17 exons. The record is from RefSeq and is a predicted model, not a curated record.